AUGGACGCCACGAAAGAGACAGCCCAUGAUAGCCCGAUGGCUGAAAGCACCUCUUCCGUUGAGGAUGCAUCACCAAGUCCAAUCCCAGAUGGCGGCUUGAUUGCCUGGCUGCAGGUCGUCGGCUCAUUUUGUCUCUACUUUUGCACCUGGGCAAGCUUUGGAAGCUUUCAGACCAUUUAUGAGCGUGACCAGCUUUCUUCACAUACACCAUUCCAAAUAUCCAUCAUUGGUUCCCUACAGACCUUUUUGAUGGUAUUUUCAGGCUUCAUCGUCGGUCCCAUCUACGACUCUGGCUUUUUUCGACAUUUGCUUGCCGUUGGAUCUAGCUUUAUUGUCAUUGGGACUGUACUACAAAGCAUAAGCACCAAGUACUGGCAAUAUCUUCUCACUCAAGGGCUGAUGAUUGGUAUUGGAGCUGGUUGCCUAUCAAUUCUGAGUGUCGCUGUGACUUCAUUAUGGUUCACUACAAGAUUGCCUCUUGUAAACGGACUCGCAGCUUGUGGUAGUGGUCUUGGUGGCGUACUACUGCCGAUAAUGAUUCGGGAGCUGAACGAACAAACAAGUUUACAAUGGGCGACGCGAGCCAUGGCUCUACUGCUGUUGGUUCUACUAGCUUUCUCCAACCUUGUCCUUCGACCUGGCCCGAACUCUAGUAGACCAUCACAACGCAGACAGCUUCUUGACAAGACGGCGUUUACAGACCGACCUUAUAUACUUUUCGUGCUCGGCUGCUUCUCAGUCUUCUUAGGAAUGUACACGCCCUUCGUUUAUGUCCAAAGCUACGCUCUCGACAACAACAUUGCUUCAUCUGAUCUCGCUGGAAACCUGUUGGCUAUUCUCAACAGCAGUUCAAUAUUUGGACGCAUUGUUCCUGCUUUCCUCGCUCAGAGGCUUGGUCCAAUGAACACAAUUAUUUGUGCGGCAGUGUUACUCGCCACCACAAGUCUGUGCCUAAUCUCUGCAACCACAACGGCGCGACUGCUUGUUACGGUCAUAAGUCAAGGUUUCUUUACGGGUUCCUUUUUCGCGCUUCAGCCGACCAUCUUUGUUAGACUGGCAAGUGAUCCGCGAAGAAUUGGGACAAGAUUUGGAAUGGCGUUUUCGGUUAUGUCGGUUGCGCUUUUGUUUGGUCCCCCUGUUGGCGGAGCAUUGAGGAAGAGCAUGGGGUAUACAGCCUCGUGGGUUUGGGCAGGGUUGACUAUUUUCAUGGGUGCUAUGUUGAUACUAUGCAGUAGGCUUCUAAAGGAUAGAAAGUCCUUGAUAGUAUAA
This is a messenger RNA of Fusarium venenatum, 1269 nucleotides long. NCBI's taxonomy places the organism in Eukaryota, Fungi, Ascomycota, Sordariomycetes, Hypocreales, Nectriaceae. The record is from RefSeq and is a predicted model, not a curated record.